Messenger RNA from Acyrthosiphon pisum (pea aphid), 933 nucleotides. Its product is annotated as O-acyltransferase like protein-like. Lineage: Eukaryota; Metazoa; Arthropoda; Insecta; Hemiptera; Aphididae. The coding region runs from base 11 to 895 and encodes 294 amino acids. The transcript is spliced from 5 exons. The record is from RefSeq and is a predicted model, not a curated record. Gene Ontology annotation, molecular function: acyltransferase activity, transferring groups other than amino-acyl groups.
UCGUCUUAGAAUGUUACCGGCUUAUUGCGCGAUGAUGGCCAUCACGGCGCAUAUUAUACCCCACCUCGGAGACGGUCCGCUGUGGCCAAUAAAGUCGUGGGGAGAAGCCGAGAUAUGUAAGAACUAUUGGUGGACCAACCUGUUGUUCAUAAGUAAUUUCGUUGAAGUCGACCAUCAGUGCCUCAUAAUGGGCUGGUACUUAUCGUGUGAUAUUCAGUUUUUCGUCAUCGGAGUUAUUGUCGUUUACGUUUACACGAAAAACCCAAAAUACGGAAUCGCAUUGCUUGGCACAAUAAUUGGUUUGUCGAUAUCCGUGCCAUUCAUAAUCACUCUUUUGACGGGAAGAGAUGGAAUGGAUAAGUUUCCUUCAACACACCUAUUGUUAAUAAGACAAGUUUUAUUGUUGAAGUCGUACCGACCAAGUUACAUGCGGGCCAGUCCAUUCUUUAUAGGCUUAGCCAGUAGCUUUCUAGUGGAAAAACUGAAGGAAAAAAAAGUGAAAUUUUCACAAACGGUGGUUCACGGUGGAACAUUUGCUAUUUUAUCGUUUGCUUUAUGGGUUCAGUUUUACGGGGUCGUAUUCUAUGCCAGAAAUAGACCUUAUUAUCCAUUGGAACAUGCCUUGUACUCAACUAUCUACCAUUGUACGACGGCAGUAGUGAGUGCAUGGGUUGUCAUAAGUUAUUUCACGUCUGGCUACGGUUUACUUGAACAUUUGUUUCACAGUAGAUUUAUUGCAAUCAUGGGAAAACUUGCAUACCCUAUUUUGUUGGUGAACAUCACUGUUAUGCUAACAUCUCAGAGUUCGCUGAGAUUACCCGUUUAUCUGUCGCCAAAAUAUGCGGUAGGUAAGACACUAAUAUUAUACGGUUACAAACUUACAUGCACACAGUAGACCUUAUACUAAUAGACAAUAACUGUGUAGGUAUAACA